AUGAGUCGGACGAAAAGCGAAGAAGAGUAUACGAGUGACGAUGGAAAAAGAAAGAGAACAACCGAUGAUGAUGAUCCAUUUAGAAGAGGCAAAAAACUGACUAGGACGCCGCAAAAAAGCAAACCUAAUGAUGAAAAGAUGGAUAGGUUAAUGAUGAUGAUGGAAGUAUUGAUGAAUGACAUAAAGGAGAUCAAAACGAAUCAGAGGGAGUAUCAAGAAGAAAUGAAGCGCAUGAAGGAAGAAAAUGAGAAAAGCAAGAGGGAAAAUCAAAUGUUAAAGAUUGAAGUUAAGAACAUAAAAACCAGGCUCGACAAUAUGGAGAACGAAAAACGAAGAAACAACGUGGUGGUGAGUGGGUUGAAGCUGGUGAAUACAGAGCAGAAAUCGAUGAAGGGUGAAAUUAAGGAAUUUUUCAAGGGGAAUAUGGAUGUGGAGAUUGAACCAAAAAAUAUCAACAAAAUAGGACCCAAUAUUUGCGUAAUUGAGCUGGAGGAUAAAUUCGAUAGGUAG
This is a messenger RNA of Coccinella septempunctata (seven-spotted ladybird), 510 nucleotides long. RefSeq lists its product as uncharacterized. NCBI's taxonomy places the organism in Eukaryota, Metazoa, Arthropoda, Insecta, Coleoptera, Coccinellidae. Bases 1 to 510 code for a protein of 169 amino acids. The transcript has a single exon. The record is from RefSeq and is a predicted model, not a curated record.